This is a messenger RNA of Lycium ferocissimum, 771 nucleotides long. RefSeq names its product guanine nucleotide-binding protein subunit gamma 1-like. The coding region runs from base 220 to 507 and encodes 95 amino acids. Lineage: Eukaryota; Viridiplantae; Streptophyta; Magnoliopsida; Solanales; Solanaceae. The transcript has 4 exons. The record is from RefSeq and is a predicted model, not a curated record. Gene Ontology annotation, biological process: G protein-coupled receptor signaling pathway.
AAAGUCUUUAUGUUGGAAAAAACAAAAAGUAAACCCCACCCCUUGAGACACGCUCUUCCAUCUGCCCAAAUGUCACUUUUAAACUACAUUUUCCAACAGUUGUGGAGUUAGGAUGACAUAGUUUUAGUUGAUGAAAAUUCAGUGGGGUUCUCUUUCUAGUCUUUAAACCAUAUGUUAUUGUAACUGAUAUUUGAUUCUUUGGGUAUUUGACUUGGAGAGAUGAAAGCAGAGCAAGUGGAAUUGGUGGAAGCCAAGGAUAAAAGGGGAAAGCAUCGGAUUUUGGCUGACUUGAAACGACUUGAGCAAGAAACUCGCUUCUUAAAGGAAGAACUAGAACUGCUCGACAAACUGGAGAAGGCAUCAACUGCUUGCAACGAAUUGCUAAGUAAUGUGGAAACUCGGGCAGAUUCACUCCUACCAGUAACAAAUGGUCCCACAAAUCCUUCCUGGGAUCGAUGGUUUGAAGGACUAAAAGAUGCAUCAGGUUGCAGAUGCUGGACAUGGUGAUACUCUUAGCUACUUGUUGGAGACAAAGUUGAAAUUCAUACUUGCAGUUGGUUAACAGCAAUAGGAACUUGUUCCCAGCAAGCAAUAACAAUUUGGAGAAUAAUUUUUUUCUGACUAUUCAAUCUAAGGAAAAAAUGUAGUUCGAGCAUAAGGUGGUCACCGUAACUGUGAGAAAGGGGACGAUUGUGUAGAAGAUUGCUCAAUCUUCUGAAAAAUAUAGGAUAUGAGGAUAGUAUUAAAUAGAGCAGCUUAUAUUACGUGAAA